Messenger RNA from Ornithorhynchus anatinus (platypus), 1056 nucleotides. RefSeq names its product putative Polycomb group protein ASXL2. NCBI's taxonomy places the organism in Eukaryota, Metazoa, Chordata, Mammalia, Monotremata, Ornithorhynchidae. The transcript has 5 exons. Gene Ontology annotation, biological process: animal organ morphogenesis; positive regulation of transcription by RNA polymerase II. The coding region runs from base 326 to 850 and encodes 174 amino acids. The record is from RefSeq and is a predicted model, not a curated record. Gene Ontology annotation, molecular function: chromatin binding; peroxisome proliferator activated receptor binding. Gene Ontology annotation, cellular component: PR-DUB complex.
GCGCGGGAGCGGUCACGUGACGGCGUUGGCUGGGCCUCUUCACUAGCGGCCCAAUAUGGCAGCGGCGACGACGACGACGACGACGACGACGGUGGUAGCGGCGGCCCCAGCGGGUGGAGCGGCGGCCCCAGCGGGUGGAGCGGCGGCCCCCUAGACCUCGACGCGCGUCUCUUCCUUCCCGCGCCUCGCUGCUCCCCUCUCUCGGUGCCGCCGGCGCCGCCGCCGCCUCCCGGCUGCCCUCCCGGCUGCGUCGUCCUCUCCUCCCCGGCGGGACCGGCCCCCGGAGCCCGCACGCAGGACCCUCCCCGCCGGCCCCGCCCGCGACAUGAGGGAGAAGGGCCGCAGGAAGAAGGGCAGGACCUGGGCGGAGGCCGCCAAGACGGUCCUAGAAAAAUACCCCAACACCCCGAUGAGCCAUAAAGAAAUUCUUCAAGUUAUCCAGAGAGAAGGGCUGAAAGAGAUCAGAAGUGGGACAUCUCCUCUUGCAUGCCUGAAUGCAAUGCUGCACACAAAUUCCAGAGGAGAAGAGGGCAUUUUCUAUAAGGUUCCAGGUAGAAUGGGAGUGUAUACAUUGAAGAAAGACGUUCCAGAUGGGUUGAAAGAGCUGUCGGCAGGUUCCGAAGAAAGCAGUGAUGGGCAGUCGGACACCCAGAGCUCUGAGAACAGCACCAGCAGCAGCAGUGACGGUGGGAGCAACAAAGAGGGGAAAAAGAGCAGGUGGAAAAAGAAAGGUAAAUUCAUCCAAUUAUCUGACAAAGUACCAAAUGCCUUGGGACACUUGUUUCAGGAGGUGGGGUCUCCCCAGAUGGAAGCUGAGUUUGGGACUGGACUGUCGUCUCUCUCCUGGUGAGCCGACUGCAUUACUCAGUCGUAUUGUUGGUGAUCUUAUUCUGCCAUUUGAUGUUGAAUAGGAUUCAGAGAUGACAGGGAUGAAAAUACGCUAGAAAUCGGAUAUGUCUAGCAGUUCCUGGUCUCUUAGGCAUAAAGACAGGAACUGACAAGACAUCAAACUCCAUUCCAAGUUGCUCUGUCUCCACCUCUAUCCUGUAAGCUUGU